AGGGAGAAAAGCGCAUCCGGCGGCUGGAGCGAUGUGGCGCUCACGUCGUCUUUAAAAAGAGAGGGAGGGAAGGCAGGCAUCAUCGUCCAAAUAGAAGGCACACAUAGCGGCGAGAGAGAUGGCGCGAUAAGGACUAGCUAGCUGCUUCACCUCCGCGGACCUCCUCCAUCAGCCCCGGCGACUGGGUUACAUGACAGAAGGCAGCUUGUAGAGCACACACACACCAUCACCGCAGCGCCAUUGACUCUUUUCAGCUCCUUUUUAAGCAAGCUUUUACUCUCCCGCUCGGUGAGUACAUUUGUGCUUUUUUUUUUUUCUUCUUUUUUGUCAGCGUCCUUUUUUUUUUUUUUAAUUUCCUCCCCUCCAUUUUUUUUAAUUUUUUUUCUUUUGCUGAUGUUUAAUUAAAGCAUUGACGUGGUGGGUUUUUUUUCUUUUUUUGUUUUUUCUUUUUUUGUUUUUUUUUUUUUUCAAGUUUCCAGCAUGUACUUGUCCUGAUGGCUGUGCUCGUGCACGCGUCACUUGCACUUUGCUUUCCAGGGCUGAGAGCCUGCAGCGGUUCUCAGUCGUUGUUGAGAAUUUUUUUUUUUUUUUUUUUUAUAACCAAAAUAUUUCUCAUUUUUAUCUUUUGUUUUUUUUUUUUUUUUUUUUGGUAAUAUUUCUUUGUUGAUUUGGUUUGCAUUUUGCGGUGUGGUUUGUUGCCUCCCACUUUUGUCAUUUUAAACAAUCUUCUCGCUGGAGUCCAGCCAUGCUUUGACUUCUUUGGAGUCCUUUUUGGGGACGUUGGGACUUUUCUUGCAGCCGAGCUUUACAGGAGUGCUCCAGGUGGAGGAUGACUGGUAAAACCCAGACCAGCAACGUGACCAACAAGAAUGACCCGCGCUCUCUCAACUCCAGAGUCUUCAUCGGCAACCUCAACACGGCCAUCGUCAAGAAGACCGACAUCGAGGUCAUCUUCGCCAAGUACGGCAAGAUCGUGGGUUGCUCCGUGCACAAGGGAUACGCCUUCGUGCAGUACCUGAACGAGAGGAACGCCCGGGCGGCCGUGGCGGGCGAGAACGCUCGCGUCAUCGCCGGACAGCCUCUCGACAUAAACAUGGCGGGUGAACCCAAACCGUACAGGCCCAAAAGCGUCUCCAAGAGGCCUCUCUCAGCGGUCUACAGUGGUUACGAGUUCGACUACGAGUACUACAGAGAUGACUUCUACAGCAGGCUUUUUGACUACCACGGCCGAGUGGCACCCCCUCCAAGAGCCGUGAUCCCCCUGAAGCGAUCCAGGGUGCUGGCUCCUUCCUCCCGCCGAGGGAAGACCUCCUUCCCUAUCAAAACAUCCUCUUCUUCCUCGUCGUCGUCCUCCAGACCUCCCACGUCCUCCUCCUCUUCAGCCGGCAUCAAACCAGUGAAGACGGACCAGCUGCAGAUCAUCAAACGGGAGCUGACGCAGAUCAAGACCAAGAUCGACUCCCUGCUGGGACGUUUGGAGAAGAUUGAGAAGCAGCAGCGAGUCGAGUCCGAAGUUCAGAGGAAGUACGAGGAUAACUGUGACUCGCUGCAUGAUGAGUCCGUGUCAGAGGCGGCAGAGAACUCCGGGGAGGAGGCCGGCGAGGGCGCGCUGGACGUGGAGGCCGGCGAGAUGAGCGACGGCGCUGAGGACGACUACGAGGAGGAGGAUGAGGAGGGUGGCAGCCAGCAUCUGACAGAGAACCACAUUUCGGAUAUUGACAACUGAGAUGAGGAAACCGUCCCGAAGUCGUCAUUCCCUUCAUGAGGCAGGAACAGAGAGGAUCAGCAAGGUAUCCUGAUUUACGGACUUGAAGAGACGCCGACGACAAGUGUGACGUAUGUAAAAAAGAAAAAUGAAAAAAAACCCAGUUUAUUUUUUUUUUAAACUUGCUGUGCUGUUAUUGUGUCCAACGAGGAUACUUGGGAUAUUUUACGUGGUUUUGUGUAUGCGGAACACCGGGCACAAUAUUAUUUAUUCACAUUUUGUGUGUUUACAACUUCUCAACAUUCGCUAAAAAGCUGCAAUUCAACAACUUGGCCACUAGGUGGAGCAUCUAUGCCCUAAAACAGGGGUGUCCAAACUUUUUCCACAGAGAGCUGCAUACUGAAAAAUGAAUUUUCAGCUUUUUAAAUUUACAAAUAUUUCAUUUUUUUCAUCUGAAUAUCAAGACUUUAUUCACAUAUUUUGACUUUCUCAUAAUAUUAUAACUUUUUCCCAAUCCAAUUUUCCCAAAAAUAAUGAUUGUCAUUGUAUUAACUUAAAAUAAUAUAUAUAUUGUUUUAAAUAUUUGAACUUUAUUGUUUUUUUGAGAGCCACAUAUUGUUUUAAAUAUUUGAACUUUAUUAAAAUUUUCUCAUAAGAUUUUUUUUGAGAGCAACAGGCUACCAAAAUACUGUUCUUUUUUCUAUUUUUGCCAUUUUUUUUCUUUUAAUGUGCUGCGGACCACAAAAGGCUCCCGGGCCGCACUUUGGACACCCCUACCCUAAUAGUACUUUGAUCCAUUUGUGUGCGUUGUGGUCAUGUACAACCUUAUAAGCUUAUUUUCCUUUGCGAUAACACUUCUAUUUAAAGCUGCAUUUGCGCUGUUGAAUUCCAUGUGAUGAUCUAAUUCCCGAUUUAAAUCAGACGCUAAUAGUUAGCUAAUAGCUGUAUCUCACUUGCUAACUAGAGUAUUAUUUAUAGUCAUCAACAUACUGCACACCUGCCAGCUAAUAAUGAAACAGAGAAUAAGUAUUCAACUGAUUAAUGGGUGUACCGGCCCUUUAAAUCCAAUAUAAGCACGAUGUGUCAUAAUGGAUUCAUGAGCAAUCACUUAUUUACUUCAAAUAUUGUGGGGAAAAAAAUGAUAUUAAUUGCAUUUGAAGUGGAAGAGUGGUCAUUUUUAUUCCGUUUUUAGCUCAACGUCCUCUCCCUGUGUAAGUAGUGGUUACCAUGGAAACAGCAGCUAGACUCGACCUUCAAUCAACGGCAGUAUACGACAGCGUGUGUGCGUGUGUGCGACUUCGGGCCUUGUUAAGAGACGCGAAAAACUGUUGUAUAGAGAAGACGAAAAAAAUCAAAGCAAAUGUACAUUUUUUUGUAUAAAUAUUUUUAUCAAAAGGCAUGUUUAAUGUAACUUUGUAUUUUCAGUUGAUGUAUAAAAACAAAAGAAGAAGAAAGUUGUGGUAUAUCACCACCGCUGUAAGGACAUUAUUAGACAGUUCAUUCAGCCAUUGUGUAUAUAACAAUUUGUGUUCCGAUGAUUCAAUAAAGUUUGUGUCACGUUUAAUUAAACCAAUGUUGUAAUAGGUUCCCUUUACAAAAAAAAGUGUUAGCAUUGGGGAUGUAUCACGAUAUAAAACGGUAUAAAAAGCUACAAACCUUAAGCAAUAUAAUGAAAUACACUCAAAUUGUACAGCAUGUGUAUUUAUUGGUAACAAUCUGGCAAACUUUUCUAAUUGGAUGUCAUUCUCCGAACACGUUGCUACUAAAUAUUCAACAAACUGUAAUGUAAAGGAAGAUGUAGUCACCCAUGCAAUUCCGACACUCUUGUUUACACAGUUAGAUGCUUUUAUUUUGAAGGCCGGUAGUAAAUCUUAUACUAUGAGUUGGGUUACAAGAACAAACGUGCUUCCCGUCUUCACUCAGAAUAUGCAUGCCGUCAUCCCACCUUGUGAGAAACAUUGAAGAUACCACACAAGCAUGCUAAACCAAGCUAACCCCCGCUAGCUUCCAUUCAACCUUGGCCGGUGUUUAUCAGUUUUAGGGGGUAAAACUGAUGUAAAUGAGUCAAUGUUUUUGUCAUUUAAAGCGAAGGAAGAAUGUUCCUCUCUCUGGCUCCCAAGUUCCCUCGACACCCCAGCUCGGUGGUGGGUACAUCGGAGGCCGGCCAUUUUGUCAUGCAAGGCUGUCCUUUAAUAGACACGCAGAUCAAUAUUCCAUUGGGUCUUGGAAUGAGGCUGGGAUGGAGGACGGCGGCAAAUUCAUUUUAUUCUCCUCUGAGUCAGAUAGGGCAUGAUAGAACGUAGAGGAGAAGAUGAGUUGUACAGUAUUAGAAAUGCAUAGUGUGAUGUCAUUUUGUCUUUAGAUAUACAGUAAUUUGUGGUUUAUUGGUUCUAGAGCCAGUCAUGAUGAGUGAAUUUCUGCAAAGUAGGAUUCUUUAUUCAUAAAUUGAAUGUUUUCAAGCAUAGAAAAUGUGCUUACCACCUUUUAAAAUAUUGAUUUUAACAUUAUUUGAGCCCUCUAAUCAAUAUUACGCUCAUAUUACCCAAUAUAGUACACAUAAUAACACAAUGUAAAAUAUUUGCGGGGGUGCUGGAGCCUAUCCCAGCUGUCUUCGGGCAAGAGGCGGGGUACACCCUGGA
This is a messenger RNA of Doryrhamphus excisus (bluestripe pipefish), 4344 nucleotides long. RefSeq names its product RALY RNA binding protein like b (gene ralylb). Gene Ontology annotation, molecular function: RNA binding. Lineage: Eukaryota; Metazoa; Chordata; Actinopteri; Syngnathiformes; Syngnathidae. Gene Ontology annotation, cellular component: nucleus. The record is from RefSeq and is a predicted model, not a curated record.